Suillus paluster is the source of this 1812-nucleotide messenger RNA. RefSeq lists its product as uncharacterized. NCBI's taxonomy places the organism in Eukaryota, Fungi, Basidiomycota, Agaricomycetes, Boletales, Suillaceae. The coding region runs from base 107 to 1747 and encodes 546 amino acids. The transcript is spliced from 2 exons. Gene Ontology annotation, molecular function: protein binding. The record is from RefSeq and is a predicted model, not a curated record.
UUUAGAACCUUGUCAAAACCUCACAUCCGGAAAUUAGACCAAGGCAGAAUUGAAGGCAGCUGAAGACUGCAAGUCCCAGUCUCGCCUUGCAAUUGCGAACAUAUGCAUGCUUUAUCAUGCAUCCCGCCUGCUUAAACCUUCCUCCGUUCUACCAGACGCCACGUCUUCAUUUUCUGCAAUUUUGCAAUCAGCUGCAGCUCGCGCUUGGACAAGACGUGCCGAAUACCAUGGCUCCGUUCUGCCUGAAAAGAAAUAUGCCAGGAUAUCGAGAAAAUCGCGUUCCGAUAAACCCCUCGCGCCGCAACCUCCGACAAACUCCCCAACACGUCAAAGUCAAGGCGUUAUACCCAUAGAUCCCAACACCCUCUCCAUAAUUGAUGCUACAUGGAAGGAUCCUGGUCGUGCGGAGCCAGUCUAUAUUCCUAAUCCUCCCUCACAAUCCGGUACCUUCGUCAGUGCUAGUUCCCUCACCGCCACCCCAAUACCUUGCCUACCAACUCCCACAUCUCGUGAGAUGUUCUAUCAAAAUCUUCUGGACAUGCAUAAUUACUCGCACUCAUCACUCACUACCCUCGUCAACUACCACUUUUCAAACACGCGUCUCCUUCGUUCGACUCGUUCAUUUAAUUUCUUGGUUUCUCUCGCGUUGAGACAAGCGGCUUUUGGCACUGCAGCGCGCCUUCUUGAUGCAAUGAAAGCCGAGUCGGUCCGCCCAAAUCUCGAAACAUGGAAAUUAACUGUCAGGUGGUUAGUACGCACUGGUAGAUGGGACGAGGCUUUAAGACGUGUCCAACGUGUUAUGAGACGAGAGCAGUGGUCAGAAGAUUUGGGCUUACACUCUGGAAAUCAGAGUGGAUUACCGUUACCUUUGUGGAUGGAGUUUUUCGGUUCUCUGAAACGCGGUGCUCUGCGACGGUGGGUUAAAAUUCCGCAACAGCGAGGCGAGCCUGGACGGAAGUUUGCAAGCUUCAGAUGUGUGGUCUUGCAAACGUCUACGCUCUCUGGCUCAGCGCAGGUCGCCCGAUAUCGUUCUCUCACGAAUAUGUUUCCACUCGUCGCCUCGCGCGAAUAUUCUCAGCUGCCACCAAGGGCCGUCUUUUUCAUCGUACAGGCCAUGAUUCAGUUGGGAAACCGUGGAAAGGCGCUCGACAUCACUUCAUCAUACUUCCAAUCGCUCCCCAGGAGACUCAGCCGCAGACAGCAGCACGCAGCCCUGGAUAUUAUCCACCUGCACAUCAGGGCUGUGACUGAGAUACCAGGGCUUGCCCGACAUUUCGCCCAGCGUCGUGUCAUCUCCAAAUUGCUUUCAGCUCACCCUGGGAUCCGACCAUCGUCAAAGACGCUGUUUCUAACCCUUGCAAGUCUCCGGCCUUGCAAACGGUGCGGGACUCUUGCAAUGAAGUGCCUCAAAGCCUUUCGCACGCGGUGGGGUCCCCGCACUGAAUCCAGCGUCGUCAGGCGGCGGAUCGCCAGUCUCUCCAUCAAAGAAGGACGUCUUGAUAUCGCCGCGGUUAUGCUCGAAUCUGAGCGAACACUUCGCGCGCAGAAGCAGUCAUGGCGGACGCAACGGGACAUUACGGGAGGGUCAUCCCCUCGGGCUUUCACUAGGUUACUCAGGCGGUCAACUGGAAAGGUUCUUCAUGGAAGGGGAGCCGAGAAUUGGAAAUGGCAGGCGUUGGAGAGGAAGCUUUCAACGCUGAAGCAAAGAAGAGUCGACGAUUGUGCAGUGACGUACCAAGUAGCCUAGCUAGUCCUUGUAGAUUCACUUGGAACUCCGAGGCGAAGUCAAAUGCACCCAUACAUAGAGAUGAU